AUGCCACCAAAGAGGAAAGUAGUGCAAGUGAAAGGUGAUGAAGCUGAGGAUAUUAUUGAACAAUAUUUGAAAACACAGUUCAAACCGUUCGCCAUAAAUGAUAUCGUACAGAAUCUACAUAAUAAAGUAAGUAAAUCUGUCACAUUAAAGGCUCUAGACAGCUUAGUGGCAAGUGAAAAGAUUAUGAGCAGAACAUUCGGAAAAGUCAUCAUAUAUUCUUGUAAGGAUAUCGAAUUGGCAGAGCCCAUUGAUGAUGGAGAUUACUCGUUAGAGAAACUAAGACAGUUGCAAGAUGAAGUAAUGGAAUUAGACAGGGAUAAUUCCAAUAUCAUAGAUGUGAUAAAUGACACUAUCAAAUUGCCUCCUAAUGAUGAAUUAAUAGAAUCAGUGACAACAUUACAAAAUAAAAUAGAAGAUGAUAAAAUCAAACUUAAAGAUUUGCAAGCGAAUGAUGAUUUGAAAGAAAAUUCUGAAGUCAAAGAAAUAUUAGAAUUGGAAGCUAUAACUGAAAAGAAAAUUAUUAGGAGGAAAAAAAUUUUAAAAGAAUUAAUGAAUAUCAUUAAGGAUCAAAUUAGACCCAAAAAUUUGUUGGAAUAUCUGGAAGAUAUAGGUUGUGAAGGAAUGGAAACUUGCUUUUGA
Molecule: messenger RNA, 639 nt
Organism: Kazachstania africana CBS 2517
Lineage: Eukaryota; Fungi; Ascomycota; Saccharomycetes; Saccharomycetales; Saccharomycetaceae
Gene: HOP2
Product: Hop2p
Exons: 2
Coding region: 1-639 (212 amino acids)
Biological process (GO): homologous chromosome pairing at meiosis; meiotic joint molecule formation; meiotic strand invasion involved in reciprocal meiotic recombination
Cellular component (GO): condensed nuclear chromosome; DNA recombinase auxiliary factor complex
Molecular function (GO): double-stranded DNA binding; recombinase activator activity
Source: RefSeq, a predicted model, not a curated record